Molecule: messenger RNA, 1501 nt
Organism: Bemisia tabaci
Lineage: Eukaryota; Metazoa; Arthropoda; Insecta; Hemiptera; Aleyrodidae
Cellular component (GO): extracellular matrix
Source: RefSeq, a predicted model, not a curated record
CGGGCGAUAUGAAUGAUGCUGGGAUUUGAUGGAGUGACGCAACGGGCCCGGCGCCUCUGCCCCGAGUGGAACAACACUUGCUAUAAAAGACGCGCCACCCCGGACACCGACGCAUUCCAUCAUCGCGGCAUCAUGCUUCCCAAGAUAUUAGUCGUGUUGCUAUACAUGACAGUGGCUAUCACCGCUGAGCCUCCAGUGUCAGGGUACUUGCCAGCGGGUCGAGGUGGAUCUCGAGGCGGUUAUGGCGGAUCUUCCGGCGGCUACGGGCAGAGGUUUGGCGGUAGUUCCGCCUACGGCGGCGGAGGAGGAGGCGGACAGUACGGAGGCGGAAAAAGCUUCAGCUCUAGCAGCUCCGGCUACGGAUCCCCUGGCCGAGUAGGCGGAGGUUACGGUGGCGCCUCCGGUGGAAACAGGGGCUACGGAGGUGGUGCUUCUGGUGCUUACGCAGGGAGACGUCCAGGGUUCGGCGGUAGUUCCGGUGGCUACGCACAAAGCGGAGGCUACGGGCAAAGUGGCCAAGGCGCUUACGCACAAGGUGGCCAAGGGGGAUACGGGGGUGCUUCGCAAGGAAGUUACGGCCAAGGAGGCCAGGGUGGGUACAGUCAAGGAUCUCAGGGUGGGUACGGCCAGGGUGGCCAAGGAGGACAAGGAGGCUACGGCCAAGGUGGACAGGGAGGCUACGGUGGACAAGGUGGCGGCUAUGGAAAUAACGGCGAAGACCCAUAUGGGGAGCCAGCCAACUACGAGUUCUCAUACGAGGUCAACGCUCCGGAAUCAGGUGCCAUGUUCGGUCACAGUGAAAGGCGACAAGGUGACGAAGCAACCGGAUCCUAUCACGUCCUCCUCCCCGACGGAAGAACGCAGAUCGUAGAAUACGAGGCCGACAGCGAGGGGUACAAACCAAGAGUUACCUACCGGGAACCAGAAGGAGGCUUCGCCAACGGCGGCAGAGGUGGUAACGGAGGUUACGGAGGCGGCAACGGAGCUUACGGAGGCGGCGGCGGUGGAGGUGGCGGUUACGGAGGCGGCGGUGGAGGUAACGGAGGUUACGGAGGCGGCGGCGGUGGUAACGGAGGCUACGGAGGCGGCGGCGGUGGUAACGGAGGUUACGGAGGCGGCGGCGGCGGAGGUGGUUACGGAGGUGGUAACGGAGGGUCCGGAGGAUAUGGAGGCGGUAGUGGAGGUGCCGGAGGCUAUGGAGGCGGAAGUGGAGGUAAUGGAGGCUCCGGUGCUUAUGGCGGAAGAGGGGGUUCGUAUUAGGUUGCUCAAUUUGAUAGAAGGACCACUAUGCUGGGUAAAAAUGUGAACACUACAAAACCCAUUACCUCGUUCAGAUCUCACAUAGAACACAUUGAAAUUGAUGACAGAAAUGAAAGAGACACAACAUUAACGCAUUGAGCAUGAUAAAUGAAGUAACGUUAGGGUGAGAUUUCAGCUAAUACAAUUUGAAUGUAGAAGAUCAUAGUACUGAGUAGAUUUAUGUUGACCGCGUCAAGCAAAA